CUAGAGUUUUCUGUAAACAUGGUGUUCGGGCUGAAACGGAUCUUGAAAUGGAAAGGGAAGUGGUGGCAAAGCAGGAGGAAGAAAGCGGACAAGGAGGAAUUGCAGCAGACGGAGAAUGAAAUGUGGCUGGAGUACUACGGCCCAUAUCUGCACAUCUGGCCAUUUCGAGAGCUCUGCGCCAGACUGGAGGCGAAUGUCUCCCAGGGUCUAACCUCAGAGGCGGCGGGCAUCAGGCUGGCCCGGAAUGGUAAGAAUGUUCUACCGCUUCCUCUUAAGCAGGAUGUGCGCCCUUGUAAGUUCUUAAAGGACUGCUUCAGCGUCUUGGGCAUCUUCAUACUCCUGAGUUCCAUCGCCUGUUUUGCAAUUUACUACAUAUUUGAGAUUAACUUUGUUGUCGAAGGAAAAGUGGACCCGGAGUUUCUAGUCGCCGGCAUCAUCCUUCUCCUCUUUUUCUUUCUCGCAGGACUCAUGCUCCAUCUGCAGGGUGAUGAUAACGAGGAAAUGUUCGUGACUUUCGACGAAUUGAUGCCCAUGUACUGCACUGUGAUAAGGGAUGGGGAAAAAGAGAUCAUCCUUACCCAGGACGUGGUUAUUGGCGAUAUCUUGCCCAUCAGCUAUGGUCAGCGACUGCCAGCCGAUCUGCGAUUCUAUAGUGCCUCCGGGUUGGAGGUUAAUAACGUGGCUUUGACGGGUUAUUCAAAGCCAGUGCAGAUCACUCCGUUGGCUUAUGAGGGACGGCAGAGAUAUUCCCGAGUUGAAUACAUAAUCUAAUAAUCUUGGUUCCUUUAUCUAAAUUUUUAC
This is a messenger RNA of Drosophila eugracilis, 801 nucleotides long. Its product is annotated as sodium/potassium-transporting ATPase subunit alpha-1. Lineage: Eukaryota; Metazoa; Arthropoda; Insecta; Diptera; Drosophilidae. Bases 19 to 771 code for a protein of 250 amino acids. The record is from RefSeq and is a predicted model, not a curated record. The transcript is spliced from 2 exons.